This is a messenger RNA of Mastomys coucha (southern multimammate mouse), 640 nucleotides long. RefSeq names its product Purkinje cell protein 4 (gene Pcp4). The transcript has 3 exons. Gene Ontology annotation, molecular function: calcium ion binding; calmodulin binding. Bases 177 to 365 code for a protein of 62 amino acids. Lineage: Eukaryota; Metazoa; Chordata; Mammalia; Rodentia; Muridae. The record is from RefSeq and is a predicted model, not a curated record. Gene Ontology annotation, cellular component: cytoplasm.
GCGCUCUCAGAUGUCUGCAGGCGUUCAGACAGGUGAAUGCAUCCCAUUGGUUGGCGGGAGGCAUGAUGCCACCCAGCAGCUCUUUUUAAGAGAAAAGCCAGAACCAGAGAAGCAGCCACCCCUGAGCAUUGCCUUCUGAGCUGUUCUGUGGGACCUAGCAGCGGAGUCAGGCCAACAUGAGUGAGAGACAAAGUGCCGGAGCGACCAAUGGAAAAGACAAGACGUCAGGAGAUAAUGAUGGGCAGAAGAAAGUCCAAGAAGAAUUUGAUAUCGACAUGGAUGCACCAGAGACAGAACGUGCAGCUGUGGCCAUUCAGUCUCAGUUCAGAAAAUUCCAGAAGAAAAAGGCGGGAUCACAGUCCUAGUGGGGAAGCCACUUCCUGGUCUACCUGAAGACACCAAGUUCAACCACCAUCCAUCAAGAAAUGAGAAGAACAAUACCUUAGAGAGAAGUCAUCCACACUCACUACACACCCCAUCGCAAACCUGAAAUGCAUGAACAGAAACCCAUAGCAUUUACGCCCUUAUAGGCAGGUGUCCACAGUAAAAUUGUGAGUAGCUUAAUCUGUUUAUCUCCAUUACAAUUCCUCUGCAACUAUUUUCCUUGAUGUUGUAAUAAAAAGGAGGUAAGAUGAGUGAA